Triplophysa rosa is the source of this 1652-nucleotide messenger RNA. RefSeq lists its product as uncharacterized. Bases 120 to 743 code for a protein of 207 amino acids. The transcript has a single exon. NCBI's taxonomy places the organism in Eukaryota, Metazoa, Chordata, Actinopteri, Cypriniformes, Nemacheilidae. The record is from RefSeq and is a predicted model, not a curated record.
AUAUGACUGAAGGUGUGCUGAGAAGCCGAAAGCAACUGGACGCUAGUGUCAAUAAUUUAAAGGAGCGAAUCGUGUAGGCAGAACUCAAAACAAAAGAGUGUGAGCAAACAGAAGCAGCAAUGCAAGAAUAUGAAAAAUACGAAGGAAAACUGAAGAACUUUGAGAAAGAAUUUGAUGAACCUUAUAAAGAAUUGGUCUCAAUAAAUGCGUCAUGGUGGCACAUGAGCAAACAGGCGACCUACUGCACAGUGUGUAAAGAAAACUGCCACUAUCCAGGAUGCUGGUGGGUCAAUAAUCUCUCAUGGUGUAGUGUGAUGUCAAAUGAGGGAAAGUGCACCGUCUGCUCAGGAAAGUGUGACCACACUGAACAUGUAAAAGAUAAUAAAAUAUAUGAAAUAAAGACAAGAAAAAUAACAAAAACAGAUAAAGAUCUUAAAAAGAAAUUUGAUGAAUAUAAAGAAAAAAAGAGUUUGAUGAGCAACCUAAAGAGUGAGAUAGAAAAGUUUAAAGAAGAGAAGAUCAGGUUUGUGGAAGAGUGUUAUCACUGUUUAGAGAAGUUAAUGGAAACUGCAUUAAAAUCUACCAGCAUGUCCUGUUUCAUACAUCUGGAAUUAAUGAUUGAGAGAUUGAAAGAAACUGGAAAUCAAGAAAGAGUUAAAAAACUUGAAGAACUUAAGAAGAAAGCUGAGGUGGAAAACCCAGGACUAUUAAGAAGUGCAUGGAUGUAUGUAAAUAGUAGAUAAACAAAAGACUAGAAGUAUUGUGUCUGUAUAGUGUAUACAUUGUCCAAUAACUCCCAAAUAUCUCCCAAUCUCACUGGCCUUCAGAACGAUAACGGCAAAUUCGCCCAUAUACCUUUACUCAUUGCUCCAGGUCUACAUCCCCUCCCGUCAUCUUCGGUCUGAAAAUGAGAGACCCCUGUUUGUUCCAUCACAGCGAGGCACCAAAUCGCCUUCAGAAACAUUCACUCAUUCGGUUCCCCUGUGGUGGAAUGAACUGCCAGCCUCCACCCAAACUGCAGCUCAAAACACACCUGUUCUGCAUUUAUUUGACUAAACAAUAACUCUGUCUGUAUGUAUUUUUGUCAAUUUUUUUAUUUUUGUUCAUUCUAUCCUUUGCUUACUCCAGCUUUUGAAAAAAGCAUCUGCCAAAUGAAUAAAUCUAAAUAUAUGUAAAUGUUAAUAGCCAUGAGUUUGUUAGACCCCUUUUACUAUGUACUGUAAUAGCUGUGUAAACAAUAUACUAAACUAUACCCAUGCCAUGUGUAAAAAAAAACAUCAUAUAGUAUCAAUAUAAUAGUGACUGACAACAUGUCUUGUGUAUACUGUAUAUGGCAAAAUAUAGCAUGUCUUCUUUGUCGUAUUUGUAAAGAAAUAUUUGUGGUAAAACAAAAACAGUGUAGCUUAACAGUUGUGUUUGCUCUUCUAAACAUUUCAAGAACAUUAUAUGGCUGUAUGUACAGUAUUUGUAAAUUGUAUAAUCAAUGAACACGUACAAUAUACUUGUAUUUUGGAACAAUCUUUUAUUGUUUUGAGAGCAUUAACCUUACUUAAGAAAUUUGAAAAAUUAUUAGGGAGUAACUGUUAAUAAAAGAAAAUAAAAGUACAGGAAAAUGCAAUUGUAUUUGUCAUAAUUUGUAUGCAUAAAUAAAC